Perkinsus marinus ATCC 50983 is the source of this 5232-nucleotide messenger RNA. RefSeq names its product retrovirus polyprotein, putative. Gene Ontology annotation, molecular function: zinc ion binding; nucleic acid binding. The transcript has a single exon. Gene Ontology annotation, biological process: DNA integration. The record is from RefSeq and is a predicted model, not a curated record. Bases 1 to 5232 code for a protein of 1743 amino acids. Lineage: Eukaryota; Perkinsozoa; Perkinsida; Perkinsidae.
AUGACCGUCAAAGCUGACGACGACCACAGUCCAACACAUGGUGCAUCAUCCGAGAAACCAUUCGAGAAUCGUUUCCUCUUUCUUGAGGAGACCCUUCAAGAGGUGGCUCAGAACGAGACUAAGCUCCCGGACUUGUUAGAUGAGAAGCCCUUGAGGAAGCUUGCUGACCCUGCUACUUUGGUUACCACUCUCCUUGGCUUUGGUCGUUUUACGCUCUAUACACAGGUUAAAGGUCUAUCUCUACUAUGCCCAGAUGGCAAACAGGUGUUCACUCUUGGUCGUUUUAUAUCCCGUUGGGAUCUGUCUCGGUUGACAAAGCCUGACGAGUGGACUGAAGGAAAAUGGUUGAAGAUCAGAUCUUGCUCUUCCUUGGCUCACCUGCUGGCUCCUAUGACCCUUAUGCUCCUUGCUUAUGUUGCUCCCCCCAACAUAGGUCUGGUUGUUCAAGAACAUUGUAUGAACAACAGGAAAGCACUUACGGCCUGGACGAACAUCCCCAUCUCGGACGACAAAGGUACCCCAAAUGAUCAAGAGAGAACUGCAAAAGCUCUCAGGUCUUGGUUGGAGUCUUGCUCUGAGGUUCUAGAGGCUGUGCAGACUGAGAUCUCUGCUCCAUUCAGGGAUAUUCAUCCCGCAACGACAUUGCGCAAGUGGUGCACGAUACUGCCCAAGACUGGUCAAACGUGGAGUGAGUUCCUCUCGCAUGAGCAAGCCCUCCACUCACAGCUUGAACCUGCGAUAGCAUGGACAGUCAGGAGGGACAAACUGAUAAAGUGUCUCACCGAUUGCUAUGCCUACUUCAGAGAGAGUGAAGUGACUCGUGAACAACAUCUCCCCAAGCUCCGAUCCUCCCGCGAGUUAAAAACCUUCCAAGACAAACUGAAAUCCAUAGCCGAGUGCCAUGCUCCACUCACCGUGGACGAUGUUUUGGGAGCUGCACUGGAGCCUCUGUGGAGCAGGAGACCUAAUGCGAGCAAACUGAAGAGUCGUGAGGAGACGUCUACUCCUAAACCUACCUCUGGUCCUGUUGUUGACAAGAACGCUCCAAGCCAAAAACAAGACAGGGAUGCCAAAGCAAAAGACCAAUCCAUCAAGCCCAAGUCCAAAGGCUGUCAUAACUGUGGUGACCUCAAGCACUGGAAGAGAGACUGUCCCUUGUUGAAGUCCAAGCCCGUGGAGGUCAAGACCGAAUCUCCGAUAUCUGAGAGCAAGGUUGAUGACGCCAAGCGAACCCGCAAUGGACAAACCUACAUAUUGGGUGAUGGUAAUGGUCUGACUUGUGGUGAUGUGAAAGUACUCCUCGGGGAGAGCUCUAGCUCAGAGAGCAAAACCCUGAAAGCAGGCCUCGAUACAUGCUCUAGUAUCAAUCUGGUGUCUUCCUCUGUCCUACCGAAUUUCCGCUUCAAACUUAUCGACCUUCACGAUGGUUUCUCUGUUGACUCCGUCGGCGGGCAAGUAACCUUGAAGCGCAUGGCAGAAAUUCGACUCCUGGCACAAGGAAACGUGAUUAAGGCUGACUUCUACAUCGUUGAUGCGCAUCUCCUACCGGUCAACUUCGAUCUCCUCAUCGGCCAGAAAACUCUUCAUGACCUUGGGUAUCGACUCGUAAAUGUUGAUGAGAACAAGGACGACUCGGACCAAACAUGGGUUGACUAUCUUGCUCACCAAGGAGAACUACUUGCAGCCCAUGAGGAUCUUGAAGGAAUCAUCAGGUCUGAGCCUACCACCGGUCCAACAGCAGAAUCCUUGAAAAAACUCACUUCGCCUACCCCAGUGGUCAAACCUCGUCUACAGGACUCCAUGGAGACCAUGGUUGCAAGAGGCGUGGCUUUCAUGUUGGACGAGCUCGAAACUUGGCGGCCAGUUCGGGGGAACUGUCAUUAUCGGUGCAGGGCACGUGCCCUCUUGCCUGACCAACAACCUGAAGAGGAUUGCCCGUCACAAACUCACGUGUUUGAGUUUGACUGGCUGGACCCACCCGAUGCUGUCGUUCAAACCAAGCAUUCGAAGAAUCGCGAUUUCUCUCAAGGUCUCCUACGACGCCUGAAAGAAGGAUCCCGACAAAGCUUCGACACCGAGAUCAACCGCUAUCUGGCUCGGGGCUGGUGGGCUCCUCAACAAGAUGUAGAGUCUCCCAGUUCUAUAGGGGAGUACAUCACGGUAUUCCCAGUUGAGCAACCGGCUCAUGUUGGUCAUCCAGUCCGUCCCUGUGCGGACUGUAGGCUGAGGAACCUCUCUCUCCCUCAUGCCUCCUACCACGGCUUCUCUAUGGGAGAAUGCGCCACGGUGCUCAUGGCCUUUUCUCCAAGGCACCUAAAAUUUAAAGAUAUAUCGAAGGCCUUUUAUAGGUUACACCUACCUCCAUGGAGAGAGGUCCCCCUCCAGACCGGGGGAAGGAAGUACCGGUCUCGGAGGGUGGUAUUCGGGCUUCGGUUCGGGCCCUUGGCCCUUGAAAGCUUCACCACUUAUCUCAUACGGGCAGUCAUCAAGGCCUUGACCAACGAAUCUCCUCCCAUCCUUGCACCUGAAGAACUGUGCUGUUAUGUCGAAGGACUGCUAUUGGUUGCCUACUAUGAUGAUUUCACUCUCGCAAGUCACCAUAAACAACUCGUCGAUGUUGUUGAUGAGCUGCUCGACGAGAUUGGUGGCAGGUUCGGCAUGGUUUUCCCCUCCGACAAAUCAGCGGACAUUGGGACAGUCCCCGACAAGCACCUUGGUCUCAAUUGGUGGUACGACGAGGGCCAACUCUCAGUCUCUUGUCCGUCUAUACCUGACGAACUCUGGAACUCCGAAAUCAACAAGCUCUUCUCGGACCCGACGAAGCUUACCAAGCGUUCUCUUUUCCGAGUUUGUGGUCUCGUUCUCGACCCCUUGGGAUUCCAUCCCGAACGUGAGCUCAUCCUUAACCAACUGAGGUCUUGGGCUGGCUCAUACGGUCAUGCGAUCGACCUCCCAACCUGGGAUAAAACUAUCCCAACAUCUGAAGGUGACCGUGCGAUACUCAAACAACUUCUUGAUCAGAUACGCUCAUUAUCCAACCCAUGUCGCCAUACCUCAUGGGGACAAGUUGAUACUCUGUAUGCACAAGCGGACGCCUCUGAUGUUGGCUUUGGGUGGACGAUCAAGACCGAUAACGAUGCUCUGGUUGGCGAGAAGACCCGUACCUUUCCCACGACCUUGAGAUGGCACUGCAAUAGGAGGGAGAUGUUCGCCAUCGUAGACCUCUUGAAGAAGAUCGUUCGCUUGGUGGAGUUGGGCCUGAAAGUGAAGAACGUCAGUCUCAGCUCCGACAAUGGCUCUGCUGUCGCGUGGUGCAACAGCAACAUCUCGAAGGUCAAAGGUUUCGACAAGCUAGCACUUGGACGACUCCUCAACCAGUACCACGAAGCCCAAGAGAUCUUACAAGUCCGUGGUAUCAAUUUGAUUACUUCUCACGUCAAGGGGACAGAGAAUCAACGAGCCGACUCACUCUCUCGCUUCCCUUCGACCGUGAUCUUCCCCACUCCGGUGGCCGACGCCGAGAAGAGCCCUGGUGUUUUCCUUAUCGAUCGAUCAUCGCCAACUGACACGGUGGACACUCAGGACGAUUCAACUUGCAGCCUACCUACCUCUGGUUUCAAGAAUAAAUGUCGAGCCGUCCUAGGAGAAGACGACACCAAGUGGCGAGGUCUAGAGUUACGAAGGCUGAUCUUACCUGUGGAUCAACAAACUCAGAAGGAGCGCACGAAUAACAAGUACUUCCAUGCUUACGAAGGCAACCUGUACUUCAGGGACAUCGAGCAAGUGGACCGCCUAUAUAUCCCGAGUGAGAAGGGGCCUUGGAGUGGUAGACUCCGAACCGUCUUCAUGGCUCUGGCACAUCGUCAUCACUAUCCAGCUACCUCUAUGCUCUCGCGACUCCGCGCUCUGGUGUGGUGGCCAAGCCUGAAGAAAGACGUUCGUGCCUUCGUCGCUCAAUGUUUCGUCUGUAGACGUGAGUCUCUACGUAUUCUACCUCUGGGUGGUCGCCAAUCCCAUCGCAUCGGUGAAAGGUUCUCGACGCUCAUGAUUGACUUCGCUGGACCAUUCCAUGGCGUCACCGUCGAUGCUCCUGGUGGACCUUGGACUUCUCCCAGCAUUCUCCUUCUUCUCGACCCGUUUUCUGGUUGGCUGGAGUUGAAGCUAUGCAAGGACCAAACUUCUCGAUCUACAAUAGAAGGCGUUCUAUCAUGGGCACUGCGGUAUGGUCUACCCGUACGACUACACUCAGAUCAAGGUAAAGCCUUCGUCUCGGAAAUAAGUACAGCCCUCUGGAAAUCCUUCGGUGUGACUCACACCACAGGAGCAGGAUACCACCCUGAAGCACAAGGAGCGGUAGAGAACGCUGUGAAGUUCCUCAAGAGUGGCAUACGCAAACUUACCGCCCACGUCCCAGUCAGUAUGGUAUUCGAGGGACUGGAAUGGAUCUCUCGAGUUCACAAUACUUCUCCUCGGUACGACGAAGAUAUAACGCCUGAGAUGGUGGUGUAUGGAGCACGAACUAAAGACUGCCUGGACGUCUUACUGGAAGACUUCACUGAUCAGACAUCGUCGACUAUCGACUCGGACUUCUUUAAGGCCCUCACUGACAAAGUCCAGACCAUACAUCGCCGGUGGAAGAAUAUCCUCGCCGAGAAAAGGGUUACAAACAUGAUUGGCGAUGUUCGGGAAGACCCCGUCGGCGCGGGCGAUACCACCUUCCGCGUGAUCGUUGAUGGCCUCCACAAACGACGUGUCCUUGGUCCCUACACAGUGAGCAACAUCAACGACGAGGGAACAAUGGCGACAAUCAAGAAAGCAGGACAGAGAGCGGAAGACGAGAAGAGCGUACCGAUCUGGCAACUCUUCAAGGCUCCAUCACUGGACGUGGUCAGAAGUUAUGGCGACUUGGAUCUUCCUUCGGCUCAAGGGUUACGUUCAUCACCUCCUUCGACUGGUAAACUGGUAGGCUUCAGAACCUAUGGAGAAGACGAUACUACCUACAUUGAUCUAGGCAAGGUCGUAGAGGAGGAUGGCGAUAUUCUCACCAUCCAGCGCUACUUCCUCGACGACAAGGACCGUUGGCAUGAUAAGAAUGCUGAUCAUGAAAGAGUCGAAGUUGAGGUCAAGAGAGCCGAUAUCUGUCUUACUGGUGAUGAAGUGAAGCUCGACAAGCAAGGUCGUGCAACGAGAAGCUUGCGUCGACUACUUGCUGCAGCUGGAGUAGACAACUAG